Molecule: messenger RNA, 696 nt
Organism: Dracunculus medinensis (Guinea worm)
Lineage: Eukaryota; Metazoa; Nematoda; Chromadorea; Rhabditida; Dracunculidae
Source: the annotation of a GenBank genome assembly
AUUGGAACAUAUAACAAGCACGUCUCAACCCUUUACCAAUUACCGUUUCAUGAUGACACAAUGGCUGUGCUUUUCAUUACUGCACCAUCGUUUUUUGAAGUCACUUUUAAAAAGUGGCUGCAAAAAAAGUGGAAAAUUCUUGGAAAUUUUGAAGAACUAAAAGAACAUUUCGGUUCUUCUCCAUUACAGUUGUUUUUUAGCGAACAGUUUGAACAAUUGCGAAAGGUAUUUAUUCAUUUUAUAAAGUUCAUUUUUUCUAUCGUAAUACAUGAUUUUGAUCUUUUUCCAAAUCGGCGUCCUAAAAUACUUAUGACAGUAUGUGGUCAUGCAGCUGGCGCAGCAUAUUUUUAUCGACCAGAUGAUGAAAAUUUUACCAAUAAUAGCGGAGAACAGAUGAAGCGAAUGAUGGGUUUAAGUCUUCAUCCAAAAUAUGGAGGACAUUUCGCAUUUCGUGCGGUAUUCAUCUUUCCGCAUCUACGCUUAACAGAAAGUUUUAAAGAAAAAUCACCACCGAAAUGUUUGCAAACUGCGGAAGAACAACAACAGGCAAUUCGUUUAUUCAAUGAAUCCUGGAAAGAUGGUCGAUUCCGCGACUGUGGCUCUCCAGUCGAGAAGUACAGUGAUCUACAACUCGCAUAUUUUGCUCUUCCUCCGCCAGAACGUUGGUCUCUUAUAGCCCACUGGUUCGCUGAAUAA